Panicum virgatum (switchgrass) is the source of this 558-nucleotide messenger RNA. Its product is annotated as E3 ubiquitin-protein ligase Os04g0590900-like. The record is from RefSeq and is a predicted model, not a curated record. NCBI's taxonomy places the organism in Eukaryota, Viridiplantae, Streptophyta, Magnoliopsida, Poales, Poaceae. The transcript has 2 exons. The coding region runs from base 1 to 558 and encodes 185 amino acids.
AUGGCCGUUUACUUGCCGCCGGGCUUCCCCUACUUUACUCCACCGCCGCCACGCUGGGCGCGGUCGUCACCGCCGCCGCCCCCGCCGCCGCAUCACGUGACGUCGCCGAGGUCGUCAGGCGAUAACAGCCCGGCGUCCCCCGGCGGGCCACGCCAAUGCGGCGGCCGACGCGGCGGCGGCGGCUGCAGCCCUCGCCCUGCGGCGGCAUGGGACGACGACGGGAACGAGGAGCAGCACCGCCAUCUGCGCGGGCGAGACCGCAGCAGCGGCGGCCGCCCGCGGCGCGCCAGCCCGACGGCGGGCCUCCAGUCGUUCACGUACAACCGGUCGGUGCGGCACAACGUGACGGGCACCGGCGGCGACGAGGCGGCGGCGACGUGCUCGGUGUGCCUGGGCGCGUUCCAGGCCGGGGAGACGGUACGGCUGCUGCCGGUGUGCCUGCACCUGUACCGCGUCGAGUGCAUCGACCCGUGGCUGGACGCGCACUCGACGUGCCCGAUCUGCAGGUCGGGGACCGACCCGAACACGGAAGCUGGCAGCCUGCUUCCUCCGGUUUAG